Cornus florida is the source of this 507-nucleotide messenger RNA. RefSeq lists its product as uncharacterized. Lineage: Eukaryota; Viridiplantae; Streptophyta; Magnoliopsida; Cornales; Cornaceae. The transcript has a single exon. Gene Ontology annotation, molecular function: RNA-DNA hybrid ribonuclease activity; nucleic acid binding. The record is from RefSeq and is a predicted model, not a curated record. Bases 1 to 507 code for a protein of 168 amino acids.
AUGGAAUUCAAUCUUAUCUUUGUCCCACAAAAAUCAAUUAAAGGAAGGGUUUUGGCUGAUUUCUUGGCCAAUCAUCCUUCGACUGAUAUUGAUCCACAAGUUUAUGAUGAAUUAGAGUCAUCAGCCAUUUUCCUAACUCCUUGGAUAUUGACGUUCGAUGGAUCAAGCAAGGCCGAUGGAGUAGGAGCAGGUAUUGUUAUCAUCUCACCAGUUGGAAGAAAGACUUCAUUGUCAUUUUUCUUAGAUUUUAAAUGUUCAAAUAAUCAGUCUGAAUAUGAAACACUUAUAAUCGGCCUAGAAAUUUUAAUUAAAAAGGCUGUUGGAGAUAUAAAAAUUUUGGGAGAUUCAAACUUGGUACUUUGUCAAAUUACUGAAGAUUUCAAAUGCUUAAGUUGGCAAUUAAGGCUGUUUCAUUCUCUGGCUACUUCAUUGAUGAAUCAAUUUGAUAAUGUUCAACUUAAGUUCUGGCCAAGUGGACAGAAUAAAGAGGCCAAUAACAUGGCCUAA